Molecule: messenger RNA, 7151 nt
Organism: Melanotaenia boesemani (Boeseman's rainbowfish)
Lineage: Eukaryota; Metazoa; Chordata; Actinopteri; Atheriniformes; Melanotaeniidae
Gene: zbtb16a
Product: zinc finger and BTB domain containing 16a
Exons: 7
Coding region: 170-2164 (664 amino acids)
Biological process (GO): regulation of transcription by RNA polymerase II
Cellular component (GO): nucleus
Molecular function (GO): RNA polymerase II cis-regulatory region sequence-specific DNA binding; protein binding; DNA-binding transcription factor activity, RNA polymerase II-specific
Source: RefSeq, a predicted model, not a curated record
CAGGCUGUAAUUGACUGACAGGCAACUCGAUGUUUGAUCGGUUACCGAUAAUCGGUUUGCUGUAGCACGCGCAGCACCCUGUAAGGUUUCAUCUUGUUUGUUUACAAAAACCUCUGCUGAGCGGGGAAGGCAAGCCUCAUGAGUCGGCCUCGUGGAUUGCAUCAACAUAAUGGAUUUAACUAAAAUGGGUAUGAUCCAGCUCCAGAACCCCAACCAUCCAACCGCCCUGCUGCAGAAGGCCAACCAGAUGCGUCUGGCCGGGACUCUGUGCGAUGUUGUCAUCAUGGUUGACAGCCAGGAGUUUCAUGCUCACCGGACUGUGUUAGCCUGCACCAGCAAAAUGUUUGAGAUCCUCUUCCACCGCAGCAGCCAGCAUUACACUCUGGACUUUCUUUCACCAAAGACUUUUCAGCAGAUUUUGGAGUAUGCUUACACUGCCACCCUCCAGGCCAAGGUGGAGGACUUGGAUGACCUUCUGUAUGCAGCAGAGAUCUUGGAGAUUGAGUACUUGGAAGAACAAUGCCUCAAGAUCCUGGAGACCAUACAGUCCUCAGAUGAGAAUGAUGUAGAGGUAAAUGCCAACGAUGGGAGCACAGAGGAGGAUGAGGAGCGCAAAGGCCAAAAUGGAGCUAAGAACUCCAAAAAGCAUUCCAUGGGGAGCCCCUGUCUGCCAGGUACCCAGCAAGUCUCCAACAUGUCCGGCAUGGUAGAUCUGAGUCCCUCUGUCUCCACUUCCUUCAGCGUCUCCAACCUGAGUCCCACCAAAGCCGCCGUGGACAGUCUGAUGAGUAUUGGCCAGUCUCUGUUGCAGCAGGGCUUUGGUGGUGAGCAACUUGUCCAUGGCAACUCCCACCACCUGAUGACUGAUAUCAAGACUGAAAUGAUGCAAGUGGACAUGGGAGGCAAUGGCCAUGAAAGCCCUCAGAACAUGGAGUCCAGUGCCUCCAGCAAUGGAGAACGAAGCGGGGAAGACAGGAACCGAGACGGCCCUGGAACACCAACCAGGAGCAGCGUUAUUACCAGUGCUAGAGAACUGCAUUACGUCCGCGAUGAUGGCAUGGGAGACCAGCAAGCUGAAGUCGGCCAGAUGGGUUUGGAAGCUAUGGCUGGCAUGACAGAGAAACAUCUGGCCUCGCUGUACUCCCUACCUAUCAAUCAUAAAUCAGAUGCCAUGAUGUCCAUGCCAGUAUCCAUGGCCUCAGCCCUCCCCAUGUCCCCAGCCCUGGCUAUGUCUAUGGACCUGAGUGCCUAUGGGGGACUCCUGCCACAGAGCUUCAUCCAGAGAGAAUUCUUCAACAAGCUUGGGGAGCUGGCAGUGGGCAUGAAACCAGACGGCAGGAACCACCAUGAGCGUUGCAAUGUUUGCGGUGCAGAGCUACCAGAUAACGACGCUGUGGAGCAGCACAGAAAGAUGCACAGUGGAAUGAAGACCUACAGCUGUGAGCUGUGUGGGAAGAGCUUCCUGGACAGCCUCCGUCUGCGAAUGCAUUUGCUGUCUCACUCAGCUGGUGAGAAGGCUAUCGUGUGUGACCAGUGUGGCGCCCAGUUCCAGACAGAGGAAUCCCUGGAGUCUCACAGACAGAUCCACACUGGGUCGGACAUGGCCAUCUUUUGCCUGCUUUGUGGGAAGCGUUUCCAGACCCAGACAGCACUGCAGCAGCACAUGGAAGUCCAUGCCGGCGUGCGCAGUUACAUUUGCAGCGAAUGCAACCGGACUUUCCCCAGCCAUACUGCACUCAAACGUCACCUACGCUCACACACAGCAGGGGACCACCCAUUCGAGUGCGAAUUUUGUGGAAGCUGCUUCCGAGAUGAGAGCACGCUGAAGGGCCACAAACGCAUCCACACUGGGGAGAAGCCCUAUGAAUGUAACGGUUGUGGGAAGAAGUUCAGCCUCAAGCACCAGCUGGAAACCCACUACCGUGUGCACACAGGUGAGAAGCCAUUUGAGUGCAAGCUGUGUCACCAGCGAUCCAGGGACUACUCAGCCAUGAUCAAGCACCUGCGCACCCACAAUGGCGCCUCACCCUACCAAUGCACCAUCUGCCUGGAGUACUGCCCCAGCCUGUCAGCCAUGCAGAAGCACAUGAAAGGCCACAAGCCAGAAGACAUCCCUCCAGACUGGCGCAUAGAGAAGACCUACCUGUACCUCUGCUAUGUCUGAGACAGGAGGAGGGCGAAUGAAGAGGGUGGAGAUGGGUUAAGAGGUAAGGGGAAUGUAACGGGGUGGAGAAGAGGCAAGGAUCUUGACAACGGAGGAAUGUCAACGACAAGAUACUCAAAAACAGGAGGGUUUGUUUUUUUUUCGUUUCUUUUCUUAAUGCAAAGGCGGCAAUGAGCGGCGGGGGUGCACAAGUACUAAGAAAAGGAAAACUUGGACAUGGAGUGAUUCUCCAUCCUUGUUCGGAUUCAUCGGGUCAUUCACUACAUCUGCAACUGUGUUAUUGUUUCUGGUCAUUUCAAGCCGAUCUAUGGAUGCUGCUGCCAAACUGGUGAAAAUGCUGAUUCUCAAGGGCUAUCUGAACCUGUAGGCUCCUGCCAGCAGGAAAUGAAUCCACUCCUUUUUGUCUUCUGCUGUUCCCCGUUUGUAUUUGAUGUAUUUACAUCAACGCUGCUCACUUCUUUCUGCUUUUUGAGUAUCAAAGACCUUUUCUUCAUGAAAACAAACCUAAAGUUUCUGGUUGUUACAGCAGAUUUAUCUCAUGGAAAUGUGUUUCGCAGGAUAAUUAAACGUAAUCAGAGCUCCAGACAUGAAUUGACAGUUUGGAUCAACAUGCUACUUAUCUUUUGAACUGCAAAUGUUAUUGUUUUGUCAACUUUCUUCUUCUAUGUGCAAGCAGUGUGCUUCGGAUCUCCCAUUUUCUACAGAAGUCUUCUAGUUAACUGUCCAUAGAUAGCCCCUGAGAAUCUGCAACAGAACUGGAAGGUUUAUGCAGUAGAAAGAAAGAAAAAACCAGCUGAACAGGAUGAAUGGGAGUAUUAACAUGCUGCAUACCAAGCACCCAGGUUGUUUGCGGGCAGGGAAGUUGCUAGUGGAAGUCUCCCCAUUUUCCCCAGUAGUCUUUCUGGUUCUAUGUCUCUGUCUGAUUAGGCUGGAGAAGGUUGGGUCACCACUGGCCACACAAAGGCUAACUUUUGUCACUUUUUCACCAUAUAUUAUCUUUUUUAGCUCUGCAUCGUAGUUUAUCAUAGCUUGAUUGCACAAGUAAAGCAAACUACGAGAACAGUCUCUGUUUGAUAUCAGCAAGAUGUAAAAAUCCUUCAUAGAUAUAACUCGCUGUAACAAUAUCCUACAAUAAACCCAGGCAGUUUACCCUAUCAAUAGACAGCUGGACCGCUUUGCCAUGCUACGUCCAUUUAACCAGACAAUUAUCAGUAUCUCACACUACCACUAAAGUACAAAAAACUGACAGAAAAACCAAAACAAGUUGACCACAAAGGAUGGACCCGUUUACCAGGAAGGAGGGAAACUAACUGGGAAAAGGUUGCUGUCUGUGGGAGUCCUAUGACUUUGAUGGCUGGCUGUGAAUGGCGUUGCAGUUUAGAGACAGCUAUAAGGCAUAAUCAAUGAAUGUAAGAAAGAUAUACCAUAGCAGGUGAAUGCUGUUUGUCUGUCUGAUGAUGGAAAACGAGACGUCCCAUCUUGGAUCGUACCGGGAAACAUUUUUAUGUUCAUACAUGCAUAUUUACAAACUAAGUUGCAUUUAUUCAUGUUACCACUCCUCCUUUCUCUACAGUGUGUGGUGGAUGCCUGUGUUCACCACAGCGUAGCAAAGGCAGUGAAAAAGGGACUUAGCAGGCAUCUUCAGUCAGUUAGAUGGAUGCUUCUGGGGAAACCUGACAUAUUUUGUUGGAAGGUUGAAGGUGGGAAUGUCCAACUUUCCGACAUGUCUGACAUACAGCAUUAAACCUGUUAAGCACGUUGUGGUCAAACCUGUAGGCUUUCAGAAACAUUUGUGCGCGUCACAGCAUCAUCUAGAUGAUCACAUAUCCAAACGGCCGGUGGACACGGAAGAAAAGCCGAAUAAAUCGACUCUUUCUCUGUGGUUCGUCUCUCACGUCUCUUCUUCUCGUUAUUAUUGACCUUAAGUUUGAUCUCAACACAUUGUACUUGAAUUACCUCAUUUUUGUGACCUCAUGUUGCUUGUGAAUUUUUAAGUUUCCCUUUUGUUUCAAUUUUUUUUUUCUUUAAUAUUUGUCAGAAAGCUGUAUUGCAAGCGCGAUGAAGUGGUGUGUACAUGGGAAAAAUUAAGUGCCACAGUGAAGAGAUUUCUUUGUUUUUGGUUUCUUUUCUAAUGUUUGUGCAUUACAUGUUACCAAACUUGGUAUUAUUAACCCUGUUUGUUAAAGAGCCGGAAGGUUUGGUCAUUUGUUAUAAAAGCUACCUCUCAGUUUGUUUGUUUUUGUUUUCUUUUUGGCAAAAGCACAUUUUUGUGUUUGCAUUUUUUGUCAUAGCUACUUCAUCUCAUGCUUUUUUUUUUUUUUCCUAAAGUUGAUUUAUGAUUGUGUUUUUAAGCAAUGUGUAUAUAAAAGGGUAAGAGAUGAAAAAGUAGAGGUGGACAGGAUGAGAAAAGUCAUUGGAACGGAUGUUUAUUCUCCCCCUGCACCUCCAACCACAGAACAGAGAGGAAGAAAAUAAAGCAAUUUUCAAGCCUUAAGUGACGAGUAAGAGGGCAGAUAAGACGAAGUACUAUUGCUUUUUAAGAGCGUUUAAAAACAAGAAUUUAAACUUGAAAAUAUGUGAAUAGAGUUGUAGUUUUGUAAUGUGAAAAACAGAAAAACAUCCCGAACCGUGCAGGACAGGUCAUAUCUGCAGCCUUGCAGAGUGCUUUGGACAAUUGGAAGAGCAGGUUGAAAUCACAAAUGAGAAGGUUAGAAAUAGAAAAUCUCUCAGCAGAUGAGCUCUGCUGGGAUACGAGUGUAUUCCUGAACAAGAGCCAACAGAGGCAAUUUGAUAUAUAAAAAUUGUGAUAUUUUUGUAUUCAGUGUCGGUCCUUUUUCCAUUUGUGGAGGGUUACAGCAGGGCACCAAUAUUUGUAUUUUUUUUUAUGUCUUUUUGUUUCUCUCUUUCUGGGUGUGGAUCAUUUUUGCCUUGCUCCUCUUUGAUAUUGUUGGAGAUAAAAGAAAAAUAAAAAAAAAAAAUGUGUGUGAACAUAUUGUAAUAAUAAGUGUUGCUUUCUGGAUGUCAAUUGCAUUGUAGGUGAAGGACUAAAUUUAUCUGCCACAAACUUUACAAGUGUGUGUAAGUGACAAAGUUUUUGUUUUAAAAAAAAAAAGAUGAUUUAAAAACAAAAGAAAAGGGGAUGGCAGGGGAUCGCUGCCCACCGACCAAUUAGUGCUCCUCAUUCAUGCUUUUUCAAUCAAACUUGACUGUCAACAUGUUUUGUUUUGUUUUUGUACUUGAAAAAAGAAGGGAUGGCAUGUCCCACGGUGUCUUGCCAUUUUAUUCUCCAACACUGUGAGCUGAGGGUUUAUGUUUAGUUUAUUUAACCCUCUGAUAAAACCCACCCAGUAUAAUAAACCCAGUUCAGUCUGAACACCACAAUGCAAGACCUGCUCAGUCACGUUAUUCUGAUCAUCGUCCUCUGAAUGUUUUCUACUUCUUCGUGCGGGUGAACGAGUGCGUAUAAAGAGUGUGUAACUAUGUGUGAGCGUGUGUGUGUAUUAGUGGAAAAAUGCACUAAUCAGAUCAGAUACAAAAUAAAAUGAUAUUCUAUGCCACUUUUUUCUGUUUGGGGAAAAAAAGAUAUAUAUAUGUAUACAUUGGCAUCGAUAUAGUUCUUCCCUCAGUGUUUCUCUGAUGUUUCUGUACUAUCUUUGUGCCUAAAAAUGGAAAUGUUCAACAAAAAUAUCAUCUAUAUCUGCUUAGUUUUUGUAUUUUCUGAAGAAAAUAAAAAUGUUGUCUGCAGCACCCUAGGGAUGUCAUGAAGCUCGAAACAUUUUUUUUUUUUUUAUUUUGAAAUCCCGAACAGAGCAGGCCUUCUUUUCAAGGACUGCAGGAACCCUUCAUGCACUCGCCUCAUUUCUUAAGCUGUACUCUGUGAUUGGCAUCCAAAAGCAUUUAUUUAGCAGCACAAUAAAAAAAAAAGGAAAAAAAAAAAGUCUACUGAAGAUAUAAACAGGCUUCAGUGAAAAACUUUGGAGGACAAAAAAAGAAAAGGAAAUAAAACGAGUUGUUUUUCUCAAGCAAAUUAAAACCCAAACCUGUUUGUCCUUUUUGUCAGCAACAGGUUUGCUGAUUGUCUGAUAAGGAAAACCCUGUUUGGGAAGGCUGGCACGAGGGUGGUUCCCUCCUGCUUUCCUUCUGUGGUUUUUGUUGUUUUUUUUUCAUUGUCUUUUCUACUAAAUGCAUUUAUUAGGGGAUGUUGAAUUCGUCAGAGAGGAAUCAUGGCAUCCCUGGAGCUGGCACUCUGUGUUUUGGUGUGGUGUUUCUAGAACAAAGUAGCCAUUUCAUGCAGUGUUGCAAUGCAUGUGCCAUCCAGGUCUAGACUAAAACUGUUUGAGUAACAAAGCACCAAGACAUUGUAUUUUUUAUAUUAGCACUGAGGACCAAUUUCCUUGUCGGACCAAGCAUAACGAAGCUUUUCUCUGUCUUUCCCUGGCUUGUCUGUGCUACUUCUCUCCUCCAUUGUUGUGACAGCACAAGUGCCAGUCGAGUUGUUCUGUGUUGAGAAAAUAGUGUUUUUAUUAUGAUUUGAAUUGUUCUAGUUUUUGUCUACCUCAGCACCUAAUCUUAGCCUAAUCUUAGAAGGUGCCCAAUUAUUAUUUUUUAAUUUCUUUAUUUUGUUCUCUUAUCGUUGUCAGUUGUAAAACACAAAAAUGAAAAUAAUUUUUUUUUUUAAAAUUGCAUUAGAGCUUUGCAAAGGUCCUUUGUCUUUUCCAGCGACAACGUGCUAUUUUUAUUUUCAUUCUUUCCCAUGGCAGUACGUUUCCUGUUGAGCUGUGCCACCAAUCUGUAGCCACAGUCUGUUGAUAUAGAGCUUGUUCUUUUUUCUUUCUUCCAUGUAGAAUCAGACACAUCUCUCUGUAACAUUUCAGUGUUCUCUGAUGGAGUGUGAAAAAAAUAAAAAAGGAAAAUAAAAGAUUUAAUGCUGCAGGUUCUCUUCUCCAUGUUGUCAAUAAAGUCAAUGUUGUGCCUUUGAUAGUGAAAA